Messenger RNA from Adineta ricciae, 795 nucleotides. The record is from the annotation of a GenBank genome assembly. NCBI's taxonomy places the organism in Eukaryota, Metazoa, Rotifera, Eurotatoria, Adinetida, Adinetidae.
AUGUACACAAUCAUGUCUAUCGACGAUGAUCUCGAUGAAUUGUCAUCAAAACUCGGCAAGCUUUUUUCGGCGCAUCCGUACUGCAAUGAAAAGAACUUCAUCAAAGAACGGUUGGACGAUUUAACAGAAUUUGGUGGUCGUCAUCCAUCAUCGGCUGAUUUAUUUCGUACAAUAACACCUUCUUCUCGAGAUAGUGGAAUUCCUAUUCGAUCAACAUCAACAUCAUCGUGUGCGUCACCUGUCAUCGAAACAAGAGAACGUUCACCGGAACGUAUCUUUGGAUAUUUUCUUCGACCUUCAACUAAAUCAACUCGACCGAUGUCUUGUACCUACGAUUCGACCAUAUAUCGUCAUCGUCAACCGUCUCCUCGGCGUAAUGUUCAUUGGAAUGAGCAAUCGCUGAAUUCUUCCAAAGACGACCUGGAUCAAAUGCAUUCUCACGUGGAAAAGACCGGUCGACAUGUUAUAUUAAAUGCCAGCUUACCAUUCUACUCCCGAUUGAACAUUCGUGUUCGCACGCGUCGCGAGGACAACAACGAAAAUGACCAUGUGACAGCAACUGCUAAAAUCGAACGAAUAGAUCCACAUCAUGAUCAAGAACAUCUGAAUUCAUUGCGUGACGCUCGUUUUAAUCACUAUUCAACAUUGUCCUUGAAUACAAAUCAGCACAUGGAUUCAUCGAUUCAAUGCAAUCGUUUACCGCCACAUCGUCAAAUUUCCUUACCUAUCGCCUUACCCAUUAAUCAACAACUUCUUUUAUAUAUUCGUAAUGGAGAGGUCUAUGCACGAUGUUAA